Molecule: messenger RNA, 312 nt
Organism: Sinocyclocheilus rhinocerous
Lineage: Eukaryota; Metazoa; Chordata; Actinopteri; Cypriniformes; Cyprinidae
Product: cGMP-inhibited 3',5'-cyclic phosphodiesterase A-like
Exons: 2
Source: RefSeq, a predicted model, not a curated record
AUGAACGUCCACACGGCCCAAUACGAGCAGCCAUCCGGCCUUAUGCAAUCUACGGGCACCAGCGUGACGGUGGACAUCGCGGUGAUGGGCGAGGCCCACGGACUGAUCUCAGAUCUGCUGGCUGACCCCUCCCUACCGCCGAACACCUGCAGCACCCUGCGGGCCGUCAGUAACCUGCUCAGCACCCAGUUCACCUUCCAGCCGCUGCACCACCGGCCGCGCCUGAGCCCCCUGCUGGCCUUCAGCGAUGGACACGCCUGCUCCGACUCAGAGGAGGUGCCGGAGAAAGGAGAGAGGCUGGCCAUCUCAAAG